CCCUCUCCAAUGCGGGUCAAGAAUCAAGGAAAGCCUCGCUCGGAAUUUCAUGCUUGUUUUUCCAUCCAUUUCGUUGCUACAGUGCCUGUCGCCUCCGUCCUCUCGGUGACAGAGAUCUGACGGCGGCCAGCCAUCAUCAAGAGUCUUCGGUGAAUCCAGGGGUUUGGAUGCUUGCUGUUGUUGCUUGCUUUCGACGGGGCGUGGGAAUUUUCGAUGGGAUUGCAUGGAACUAGUGCUUGGAGGACCCGUCUUCUAUGAUCCAACUUGAAGAGCCUAGCUAUGAAGAGCGGUGAUCUUCGUCUCGUCUGCAAAGAGCCAAGAGUCAUGGAUUAUACUCCGUGCGACUUGGAAAUCCAAGUGAACGAGGAACACGCAUUCUUUCUACGCCAGAAACCUCUCGCUGCUUACUCUGGUCGGCUCUCAAAGAUAUUUAGGCGUUUAACUCUAAGAAGCGAUGGUAGUGGUCUGCCUAGGAUACUUCUUCACGACUUUCCAGGUGGGGGUGAGGCCUUUGAACUGGCCACUAGAUUCUGCUACGAUGGCGGACGGAUCGCCAUCUCCAACUCCAACGUCUCCGUGCUCAGGUGUGUUGGGGAGUUUUUAGAAAUGACGGAAGCUUAUGCUCGGGGAAACUUGGUUAAACAGGCCGAGAUGCAUCUCCAAAACCUGGGAAACGACUGGGAUAGCAAUCUUACAGUGCUCAAAGGUUGCGACGCGGUGCUGCCGCUGGCGGAGAAGACCCAUAUUGUCCAGAGGUGUGCGGACACCAUCGCCUGGAAGAUUUGUAGCAGCUUGGAAGAUAUGAGCCCGCUCUCCUCCUCUCCAGACUCUUACCGGCUUCACAGCGGCAGCAUUUCUCGAAGGUCUUCCCUGUCAACGAAGAUUUCGCCCAGCCGGACGUGGUGGUUUAGUGAUGUCUCAUCGCUCUCGGUUUUCCUGAUGGAGAGACUGCUCAAGUCACUGAUCUACAACGACUUGGACAACAAGCUCCUGGCCAGGUUUUUGAUGCACUACUUGAAGACUGCUGUCCCUCUCCAUCUCUACAGCGGCUUCUCUGCAAAGCUGAGGUCCGCUCGCGAAGAAACUUUACACAACCGCUCGAAGAAGGUUCACGUAGCAGUCCUCGAGGCCAUUGUCAACCUCUUCUUCCACUUGGAGCGGGGGUCUACAUCCUGUCGGUCUCUCUUCAUCAUGCUCAGAGUGGCGACCGUCCUCAACGCCAGCAAACCGUGCAAACGGCAACUAGAGAAGAUGAUCGGCUCGCAGCUACACGACGUGAAUCUAGACAGCAUCCUGCUGCCUUUGUAUCCCCGCUCCGGCUCGCUCUUCGACGUCGACUUGGUCAUCCGCCUGGUGGAGUACUUCUUCCGGGAGCAGGACUCGAGGGGAGCUCUGUGUCUCAAGCAGCAAAAUCCACCGGGAGACGACGCAGCAGUGAUGGAGACGCCAGUGACUAGAGUCGGAGACUUGAUCGACACUUACCUCGCGGAGAUUGCCCCGGACACAAGCUUGAAAGUACACAGGUUUCGCAGGCUUGCGCAAGCGCUACCAGCGUCAGCGAGGUGGACUCACGAUGGCCUCUACCGAGCGGUGGACUCCUACUUAGAGGCACAUCCCGACGUGAUGAGCGCGGAAGUUCUAUCCCUUUGUCAGGUGCUGGAUGUUGGAAAGCUCUCGCUCGAUGCAUGCAAGCACAUCGCAAAGAACCCGAGGCUGCCGUCAAAGUUCGUGCUGGAAGUUCUCGCGUUCCAGCAGGGCCGGCUUCGAGAAUGCAUCGUCAGAUCGGACCACAGGGGCUCGAGAGGUGGAAGCCACCGAAGAACGCAGUCGGACAUCCCGGAUCAAAGCGCUGGAACACACGAGCUCCUCCGCACCGAUCUGGAUCAAAUCCAUUUUAAGGUUGGAGAGCUGGAGAAGGCGUGCAAGAGCAUGAGGUCGGACGUUUCCAGGUAUAACAGGGCUGCGCGAAGACUCUUGUGCUGAUCGCGUGGCGGCGGACGAUCGAAGAAGAUAUCCAGAGAGAAAUCUCUCAAAGUUUCCUCAAGAACUUGUUCUAGUGUAAAUAGACAACCAAUUAAACGCUCUUGGAAUCUUUUGGAAUCUUUUAAGAGUU
Selaginella moellendorffii is the source of this 2113-nucleotide messenger RNA. Its product is annotated as root phototropism protein 3. The record is from RefSeq and is a predicted model, not a curated record. The transcript is spliced from 4 exons. The coding region runs from base 280 to 1983 and encodes 567 amino acids. Lineage: Eukaryota; Viridiplantae; Streptophyta; Lycopodiopsida; Selaginellales; Selaginellaceae.